UCACGGCUGCAGACAGGCGCAUGGUGCAGCGAUCGAGCGUCGACGAGAAACGCCAGAACAUUCGACUUGUCGUCGUCGUCGUUUCUCAGGUGGCCGGAAACAUUACUCGGGAAUCGACUGUCCAGUUUCCUGGGACUCUGGCCGAGUCAAUUCCAGCUCCGGGAAUGGACCAGGAGCGGCGUCGCGAGUCUUCUGCGUUUUGCGCACUUCGCGAGAACCGGCCAGAGUCCGAUGCGCAUCGAGUUCAGACCCGAAGAUGGUCCGCGAGCAGCGGAAACGUAUCGACAGCGUUUCGGAUAUCGCGGAGAGUGGCUCAUCGAGCAGCUGGGAAACGGUCUUGGUCCUCAGGAUGUUAGAUUACACAUGUUGCAACCUGUUCCCAGUACCUUCCUGACGCCACCUUCCCUUCAAUAGUAUAUAGGAAUUUCUUCUGAUCGACAAUGCACGUGAGACCUGUACAAACUGUGUUAAAUCGGUAUAAGACAACUUCCCUAGUUGUUAAAAGUAGAAUUAAUUCUCAAGUACACUUACGCAAACAAGUUUUUUUCAUUUUGUUACUAUUUAUUAUUUUGUAUGAGUUGAGAUAUAGUUGUUAUCUUGUGAGAAAAAUGUGUUAUAAAAUAUAUAAUCUGAAGUUAAUUAAAAUAUGCUUUAUAUGUAAAAAUGUAUUUUAUACGAAUUGUUUUUGCUGACGUUUUACAAGCGUAUUUAUAGCGCCCAAAUUUUAACGUAAUCCACUUGAAGGCCCGUUUGUGAGUUCCACGUGGGAUACCAGUUGUCUUUUGCGCGAUAAAACUUGUACAUGGCCUAUGAAAAAUAAUUUAACGUUGAUUAUGUUUUUAUUUGUUCAAGAGAUAUCCGAUAAGCUACUUCUCAUUUUAAAAUUUUAUAUAAUAUCACACCUUUGCCUCGACGUUUCGCCAUGGCUUGACAUUGCCAGCACUCGUGACGUGAUCCGCAAAUUCAUGAAUACCUCCAACAGCGACUGCCAAAGUCAAGUAUGACUGCAAGAUAAACAACAUUACGUCAU
Molecule: messenger RNA, 1030 nt
Organism: Nylanderia fulva
Lineage: Eukaryota; Metazoa; Arthropoda; Insecta; Hymenoptera; Formicidae
Source: RefSeq, a predicted model, not a curated record